CAGUUUUUUUUUUUUUUAAAUCGAAUUUGACUCGAAGAGAAUUUUUUAAUAAAUUCAACCUUUUCAAAAAUAACACCAAAAUUAAAAAUUGAAUUUUUCCAGCUUUUUUCCUAUUUUUUUUUUUUUUUUUUUUUUAAUUAAUUUGAUUAAUUGAACAAAAUAUUUCAAACGUUCAAAAAAAAUUCAAAUUUCUUGUGAAAGUGUGUUUUCAAAUUUUGAAAGACAAGAAAAGGAAAAAAAUGAUAAAAAACAUGGUUUAAAAAUAGAUAAUUCACUUCAGUACAAAAGGCUGCUCUUACUCUUACUCUGCUCUUUUGAAAGCCCUGAAAAAUCAUACUCUUUCCUACUCUUAUCUUAUACUUUACUCUUGCAGCCCUGAGAAUAAUGGGGUUUGAACUUCGAGAAAACAAAAAAACUUUGGAACAUUGUUAGAUAUUUAAAUUCUAAAUGAUUUUAUUUCAAAAAAAAAAAAAAAAAAAAAAAAAUAGAGAUCAAUCGAAAAAUAGGAUUUUGGAUCCAUAAUAAAUUUUCAAUAUGAUAAAUUUCAUUUUCGAAUUUAAUUUAUUUAUUUUCAAUCUGAAAUUAUUACAUAAAUUAAAAAUAAAGUCAUCUAAAAAAAAAUCAAAGGCCAACUAAGAUCAUUUUUUUUUCAAUUGAGCUAAGCUAAAAUGGAAUAUCAAAUAUUUCACUUCCUUUUUCGAUUACAUUACAUAUAUCUAAUUUAUUCCUUUUCGGUAGAAUUAGAGUCGGCCAUAACGAAAUUCAUUUAAUUCAAAAUUUAUUAUAAAGACAAAAUUGAAAAUUUACAAAUUUAAUAAAAUUCAAAAGUUGAACUUGAACAACGGUUACAGAGUCGAAAAUUGGCAACAGCUGUAAUAUGCAAUAUGCAUGCUGAUAGCCAAGCACGUGGCAGUCACAUUUUUGAUUUUCGACAGGUGUGAUCUGGUGUGAUAAAAAUUUCACUGUUCAUCAUUCAUCAACAACAACAAAUUUUAGAAAAACUGUGAAAAACCAAAAAAUCUCCUUAAGAGUGGAAUUGCUUUGCUGUGCUUUCAAAAAGUACUUACGUUAUGCGAAGUAAUGCGAAGAAGGUAAUCUACAUAUACAAAAGCUGUGACUGUUGUAUCUAUUACAGCCAUGAACAAACGCGAUGACGUUGAUUUAGUUUCUCUAAGAAGUUAUUUGUCUGCAGUGCUUCCGAUAUUCUUCGAUCAAACAGACAUAGAUAUUCUGGAUCGACUUCGAGCUGUUCCUUUCCCUUUGAACCCCAUGAACUAUUUCAAAUUCGUGGUUUUUGCUUGGUUACGAAAUGAGAAGUUGACGGUUACUUGUGGAGAUAUCGAAUUAAAUGAUCAAAACGUGAUGGUUGACAAAAAGUGGAUGCAUAGUGAAAAUUUUAUAGUGAUAUUUACUAGUGAAAAUCCAAAUAUUCCCUCUCGAGAAAUGGAACUCAAUUUUAGGAACACGAUUUUUCAAGAGUUUGUUGUCGAAGUCCGAGUGCCUGGAGGAAGAUUUGAAGUCGUUAGUAGUCAAUCAGAUAUUCCUCAUUUUGAUCCGGAUUCUUCGGAGAACUUACGUAUCAUUAGUGUUAUUACUAACAACCUUAAAGUCAUCCACGAUGAUGUGUAUUGUUUUAGGAUUGAGGUUUAUCGCAGCGGCCGAGAGGUUUAUCCCCUAUCCAAUCGCGAGAGUUCUGGUAGCAACUAGCAAUCAAUCACGUCGAAUGGGCGAUUUAUGGUGAUGAAAUGAUAGAAAAUUCGAAUUGGAAGAUUCUGAAUUCUGAUACAUCAUUCCAUAUACCUAAUAUUUUAUUACAGAAAAAAAUGCUCGAGUACUUUACCUUCUUUGGGCGAAACAGUGGAAAUAUUUUAUUGUAGGAUGAUUCAGAACUUCUCAUGUAGAACUCUUUCUGGAAAAAAAGUUUCCCCUUCAGUCUCACCAAAAAAUCUGUGUACUUUUUAUUAUUUUAAUAUGAUUAUAAGAUAGUGUAACAUACCUUAUAUCGCGAAUGUCCUAUCAUUUUUUUUAAAAAAUAAUCCUGUUAUCAUAAACACCUAUAUGUUUUAUAUCCGUCUUAUUAGACUGUGAUUUUUAUAUGUAUUUUGUGAACAUUUUGUAUUGAUAGAUAUUGAAUCGAUGUGAUAUAACAAGAAUCAAGAAUACAUAUAUGGUAAAAAUGA
This is a messenger RNA of Planococcus citri (citrus mealybug), 2180 nucleotides long. RefSeq lists its product as uncharacterized. The transcript is spliced from 4 exons. Lineage: Eukaryota; Metazoa; Arthropoda; Insecta; Hemiptera; Pseudococcidae. The record is from RefSeq and is a predicted model, not a curated record. The coding region runs from base 1138 to 1707 and encodes 189 amino acids.